This is a messenger RNA of Penaeus chinensis, 319 nucleotides long. Its product is annotated as cuticle protein CP575-like. The transcript is spliced from 2 exons. NCBI's taxonomy places the organism in Eukaryota, Metazoa, Arthropoda, Malacostraca, Decapoda, Penaeidae. The record is from RefSeq and is a predicted model, not a curated record. The coding region runs from base 1 to 273 and encodes 90 amino acids.
AUGAAGGUUCUGAUUCUCUUCGCUCUGGGUCUGGUCGCCCUGGCCGCCGCCAUGCCCUCCGACAUCAUCGACUUCGAGGAGGACCACAUGGAGCACGAGCAGAAGGGCGUCCCGGGAACGGCCGUGGAGGGCGAGUACGCGUGGGUCGCGCCCGACGGAAACGAGUACCACGUCAAGUACGUCGCCGACCGCUUCGGUUACCGCGUCGUCGACGACAACGUUGUGCCCAGGAUGCGCAGCGACGCCCCAGAAGCCGAAGAGGACGAUGAUUAGAUAUGAAAUAUGUGAUAUGAAGAAUUAUAUAGUAUUCACGACAAAA